AUGGAGAAACUGAUAUUCCUGGUAUCACCAACAACAACAAGAAAUUGGAGUAGUGCAUCAAAAGUUAAUAAACGUGGUUUAUAUUCAUCUCACUCUUCCUAUCAUAGUUUAUUUUCCUAUCAUUUUCUUUUCGCUUUUCCGGCAUACAACCUAAGGUCCUUAGGUUCAUUAGCACCUUCAAUUGCCAUGACUUCACGCCUUCAAUUUCUCAGCCGAAGGCUCUUGGCAUCUUCAGCCAGAUCCUAUGCUAGAAACAGAACUAGAAUUACUCGAGAAAUAUCUGAAGAAGAGGUCCGGAAAUUUGCUCAACAACGGCAGCAACAGCUGAGCCAAAAGCAAGACUUUUAUUAUCACGAACAACCGUCGACCGAUUAUAAAGGGCAUGUGGGCCAACCAUCUCAAUUCAACACGGUUUUUGAGGUUCCUCCCAAUAAGAAUGGCUUGAUAACCCCGGAAGAUGGCAUAUAUGAUAUACUUCGGGAGCCAACUUUGGUAAUCGAAAGACAGAUGGAAUUUAUGAAUGUGAUUCUUGGAUUCGAACAAGCAAACAGGUAUAAGAUCAUGAACUCGAGAGGAGACCAGAUUGGGUUUAUGGAAGAAAAAGAUAUGGGACUUCUCAAGGUUCUUGGUCGACAAUUUUUCAGGUUACAUCGUCCAUUCGAUAUUGAUGUAUUUAACAAUUACGGCGAUUUACUUUUGACAAUUAAGAGACCAUUUUCAUUCAUUAAUUCACAUAUCAAGUGCUACUUACCCGGGUACGAUAGAGACGGACAAUUGAUGCACGAGAUCAUCGGGGAGUCGAUUCAAAGUUGGCAUCUUUGGCGACGCAAGUAUAAUUUGUUCAAGUUGGAAGAUGACGAAACCGACGAAUACGAGCAAUUUGGAGCUAUAGAUGCUCCGUUCUUAUCGUUUGACUUCCCAGUAACGAAUGAAAAUGGUGAUGUGAUAGCUUCGGUAGACAGAAACUGGGUGGGACUCGGACGAGAAUUGUUCACCGAUACUGGUGUAUAUAUUAUUCGCAUGGAUCCCGCCAGUUUUGAAGGUCUUGGCAACAUGUACCCUUCAGUCGCGGGCCCGCUCACGUUGGACCAAAGAGCUGUGCUUCUUGGAAAUGCCGUAAGUAUUGACUUUGAUUAUUUUUCAAGACACAGUCGUGGUCCUGGAGGUGGACUCUUUGCUCUCGGUGAUGUGGAAUAA
Molecule: messenger RNA, 1197 nt
Organism: Meyerozyma guilliermondii ATCC 6260
Lineage: Eukaryota; Fungi; Ascomycota; Pichiomycetes; Serinales; Debaryomycetaceae
Exons: 1
Coding region: 1-1197 (398 amino acids)
Biological process (GO): plasma membrane phospholipid scrambling
Cellular component (GO): plasma membrane
Molecular function (GO): phospholipid scramblase activity
Source: RefSeq, a predicted model, not a curated record